Messenger RNA from Brassicogethes aeneus, 3803 nucleotides. NCBI's taxonomy places the organism in Eukaryota, Metazoa, Arthropoda, Insecta, Coleoptera, Nitidulidae. The record is from the annotation of a GenBank genome assembly.
AAUUUCCCGCCAUCGAUUAGUACCGUUAGUCAACGCGGCAGCACUGUCGAUAUGUUUGGAACGCUUGUGGUGAAACUUUUAUUAAAAAACGUGAUUUAAGCUAUUUCCAGAUUAUUUGAUUAAGUGGCAAUCACAUUUGGUAGAAUGGAAGUUGACACAACAGAUUUGCUGGCUGAAACCGAAAAAAACGCAGAACCUGAGGCUUCAGAGGAAAAUCCUCCCGAAAAAACAGAAGAGCCUGUGGAAAAGCAGGAAAACAAUGAGGAAAAAGCCGCUGAAGAGCCAAAAAUUCCCGAAAAUGAUAGCAUUGAAGAGAAGCUUGCAAUUUUAGAUGGGAAAUUUGAAGAUGAAGAAAAUAAAGCGCCAGUACAAAAACCGACUGAAAUGAGUGAAACGGAAGUUUACGACGAGUUAGCCAAAGAUUCUACUCUAAUUACAGCUGCACAAGAGGAAGUAAAAAAGCUAGACUUACUAGUGUGCGGAAUUUGCCAUGAUGUCUACAAUUUCCUUGAAGACUUCCAAAAACAUAAACUCGAACCAUGCACACCUUCAUUGCAAAUCAAAAACGCUUGUGAGAAUGAAGGGAAGCCCCAAGUUUGGGGUUUUUCUCUAUGGAAAGUAAAACAACUAAAAUCGUUAAAGAAAGGCGAAGAAGAACCAACAUCGUGGAUAAUUUAUCAGAAAUGGUGCAAAUUGGAACCUGCAGAAAAGCAGGUUUGGAUAGCAGCAGGAGAAAUGCUGCAAACUUGCGUUAAAAUCGGCAAUGCCAAGUUAAAUGAGGUUAAGAGUGAUCCUUUGUCUUUGGAGGAGGUUCUUGAGGGUGAAGAUGGCAAUUCCAGUUUGUUGAAGAAGAGCAUCUACAAGCCGGUUAAACUGAACGAUGAUGUCACUAUUUUACCCAGUUCUAAGAAUGGGGAGACAAAUAGGGCUGUAAAAAUAAUCCAAGAAAGUGUCAGUAAAGAGUGUGUGGUGGAAAAAAUCGUAUACAAGCGUUUCAACCCAAGGAGAAAAACAUUUGAAUACCAAAUCAAAUGGGAGGGCUUUGAUGAUUCCCAAAAUACUUGGGAGCCUCCUGGCAAUUUAACAGGUUGCAAAAAAAUGCUGGAAGAGUUUGAGGAGUGGUUUAAGAAGCACAAAACUGAACAGAAAUUAAAUGGUACACCUAAGGGAAGGGGUAGACCUAAAAUGUCCCAUUCUACUCCAAAAACGUAUACCCCACCAGUGGCGGCGGCUAAAUAUGUACCCAGUGUUGAUUCUUCUGGCCGGCCGCAGCGCGCCAGCAAGCAGAAAGCCUUGAACCAGGUGAAAUCGUGGUGCGGCAACAUCUCCGACGCGGACGACGGGGGCGUGAAGCGCCCGUACGAGGACGACGACAGCGACGACUCGUUCGAGAAGAAGAUCAAGAUGGGCGACUACUCGGACUCGGAGGACGAGAAGCCGAAGUUCGGCGGCGCGGCCAAGAAGUUCGCCGCCGCCGGCCGCCAGGGGCUGCACCACGUGGUCACGUCGAGUGGCGGGGGCGCGCAGACGGUGACGAUCAUGAACAACGGCGUGGGCAGCAAGAUACCGCAGAACGUGCUGAUUCCCGAUGCGAACGGCGUCGUGCGGAUCAAUCAGAAGCAGCUGCCCAGCUUGAGCACCGGCGUGUACAUCAUGUCGAAGACUGCUGGAAUCAUAAAACUCGACUCGACCACAUCGAAAGUAGCGACAAGCGGCGGGCAAACGAUCGUCAAAGUCGCGCCUAAAAUCGGCCAGACUCAGAUAAAAAUCGUGAAAAAGGACGCGAACGCGCCCGCCUCACCGUCAAACGCGAAAGUCCUCCAAAUGACCACCACCACCGCCGGCGGCGGCGGCGGCGGCACGCCCAAACCGCAACACACGACGCCCGCCCCCAAAUCCUACAAGCCCGUCAUCACGAAAGUGAAAAAGUCCGAGGCGGCCGACAAGGCGGCCAAGCUGGCCACGCAGAGGGCCAAGGAGGAGGCCAAGGCGGCGCAGCGCAUGUCCGUCGACGAGGAGGACGAGUCCGACGACGGCAUCCCGGAGCUGGAGUUCCCCACGGACCUGCCCGUACCGGAGCCGGACAGCCCCCCAGGUGAUUUUGUGUUGGACCCGGAAACUGGUAAGAUAGUGGGUCAGGAUUACCCAUUGGAAGCGGCAGUGGUCAUAAACGAGUCGCCGAUUGCUUUGGGACAACCUUCUUCGACUUUGGAAAAUAUCGUUAAACUUGCCGCGGCAGAUAUAACUGAAGAAGACCUUAAAGGAGACCCCUUGGCGGAAUCAGCGCCUAUGGAUGUUGCCGAAGAGGAAAACAACCUUAAACCUGAAAUUGCGGGGACAUCGGCCAGAAAUGACGACGAUAAUUCGAUUUUAAACAAGGCUCUGACAAAUUCAAAUAUACUACAAAAGAAGCUCGUCUCUCCCAAACCAAAGAUUCAACAGCGAAUCUUGAACCACUCGAUGUCGGGCGGCAGAUCGUCGCUGCACACCGUGCAGACGGUGCGGCAGGUGGGCGGCAGUCCGAGCAGCGCGAUGCGCGCCGCCAAGCCGACGCCGCCGCGCGCCAAGUUCAACCUGGGCGCCGGCUCGGCGGCGCAGACGCAGUACCGCGUCAGCGAGGCGGGCGCCGCCAGGAACGUCUACUCGAAAACGACGGUGCUCGGGACGAACAACAUGCGCACCAAGAUUGGACACACGACGGUCUACAGAAGCAUCAGCGGAACGCAGUCGAAACCGGGCACGCCGUCCCGCGUCGCGCAGCACCACGCCGGCGCCAACGUGAGCGUGUACAAGGCGCCGCGACGCGAACCGAUCUCGCGCCCGGCGCAGCUGCAGCAGCAGCAGCCGCAGAAGCCGAAGGUGGUCAUCAGCAUGCCGUCGCUGGUCGGCGACGACGAGCCGGCGGCGGCGCCCGUCCUGGCGGCGCCCGCCGAGCCGGCGCCCGCGCCGGCCGAGGCCCAGACGGCCGCCGAGGCGGACCUGGGCGCCGCGUUCGCGCUGGGCGACAACGAGCAGCCCAUCUUCAUCACCGGCGACGACGGCACGGUCUACCAAGUAGCAGGUCAAAACGAGCAGGGACAGACGAUCCUCAUAACGCAGGGCAGCGACGGGCAGCAGCAGUGCCUGCUGGUGACGAACGACGCUGAGGCGGGCACCUCGACCGGCGACGACGACGAGGAGGCGGCGUGCGCCGAAGCGAGCGCCGCCCCCGCCGUGCUGGCGGUCGGCCCCGCCGCCGCCUCCGACGAAGCCAAGGCGGAAGCGACCGAGCCGCUGUCGAUCAAGACGGGAGCGGACGACUCCGGCGACCAGGUGGUCGCGCAGGUGGUGAGAGCGGAGCCGCCCAGUCCUGGUGGUACCCACAAAGUAGUGGUAAUGUUACCAGAUGGUAACUUGAUGAUGACCCAGGUGUCUCCGGAAGAGUAUGCCAGCUUAGAGCUGGACUAGUGUUUAGGUUUGUGUUAACUUAGUUAGAAGGAUUGUAUUGUAAGAUAGAUUUUUAUAUCUAUUUCAAUUUUGUACAAAGCAUUUAGAAUAUAUUUAUUUCCCUUUUUCUCUCAUGUCACUUUUCAGAAUAAAACUUAACCUCUAAAUGAUUUUUAAUUUAAUUUAGUUGACUUGCAACUUUAGGGAGUCGUUUUAAAUAUUGUAAUAUAGUUAUAAUGUUUGUAUAUAUUUUAUUAUCUACAUUUUGCGUAGGUAUAAGCAAAGAUUUUUAUUUAGUAUUUUCCUAUUCCAAGUAUAAAUACUACUUGUUUGGUUUCUCAAAGUGUAAAAUAAACAUUUUAUCAGUAAUUUUAUAA